Molecule: messenger RNA, 2538 nt
Organism: Prinia subflava (tawny-flanked prinia)
Lineage: Eukaryota; Metazoa; Chordata; Aves; Passeriformes; Cisticolidae
Gene: GDE1
Product: glycerophosphodiester phosphodiesterase 1
Exons: 6
Coding region: 131-1114 (327 amino acids)
Biological process (GO): ethanolamine metabolic process; phospholipid metabolic process; N-acylethanolamine metabolic process
Cellular component (GO): plasma membrane
Molecular function (GO): glycerophosphodiester phosphodiesterase activity
Source: RefSeq, a predicted model, not a curated record
UGAUUGGCUGGCUGAUGGCGCUGCCGUCGCCCUUGGCCGAGGAGAGGCGCGGUCGCGGUUCGGGCCCGGCAUCGGCUCUGACCCCGAUCCCGAUCCCGAUCCCGAUCCCGAUCCCGGCCCCGGCCCCGCCAUGCUGUGCCACGGGGAGUGCCUGCUGAACUUCCUGACGGUGCUGCUGCUGCUGGCGCUGAUCCGCAGCCCGGCGCUGGCCUGCCUGCUGCCGGUCGCGAUCUACCUGGUGCUGCAGCUCUUGUCGCUGGAGCCCGCGGCGCCCCAGAGCGCGCAGCGCGUCCUGCGGCCCCACGGCGCCCCCGCCCGCGUGGCGCACCGCGGCGGGGCGCACGACGCGCCCGAGAACACGCUGGCGGCCAUCCGACAGGCAGCUGAGAAUGGAGCAACGGGUGUGGAGCUGGAUCUUGAAUUUAGUGCAGAUGGUGUCCCCAUUCUCAUGCAUGAUGACACAGUUGAAAGGACAACUAAUGGGGCUGGGAGACUGCGGGACCUGACUUUUGAGGAAAUCAGGAAGCUUAAUCCCUCUGCAAAACACAGGCUACGGAGCCAAUUCCAAGAUGAAAAGGUACCAACUCUGAAAGAAGCUGUUGUGGAGUCUAUGCAUCACAAUCUUACAAUCUACUUUGAUGUCAAAGGCCAUGCAAAUCAGGCAGUUGAUAUCCUGAAACAACUCUACCAGGAAUUUCCACAGUUGUAUAACAGCAGCAUAGUCUGUUCUUUUAUGCCAGACGUUGUUUAUAAGAUGAGACAAGCUGACAGAAAUGUUGUGACAGCACUGACACACAGGCCCUGGCAUCUGAGUCACCUGGGAGAUGGGACACCCCGCUUCAGUUCCUUCUGGAAGCAUUUCUUGUACAUGGUGAUGGAUGUCGUUCUGGACUGGGGCCUACACUGUUUCUUGUGGCGACUGUGUGGGGUUUCAGCCUUCCUCAUACAGAAAAAUUUUAUUUCUGAGGACUAUGUGAGGUACUGGUCUUCCAGGGGAGUUGCAGUGAUUGCCUGGACAGUGAACACGUUUGCAGAGAAAAGCUACUACGAAAGUGUCCUGAACUGCAGCUACAUCACCGACAGCUUGGUGGAGGACUGUGACCCUCACUACUGAGCCCUGCCCUGGGCAGGCCUGCAGCCACGAGGGCACCCAGGCUGCUGAGGAGAGCUCUGGGAGGGCACAGCAGCAGCUGCCUUCUGCCUCUGCUCACAUCUCAAAUGCAGCAGUCCUCUGGUGCACUGGCCAAAGCUGUGGUGCAGCCACACACGGUCUGAGGAAAUCAUUCAAAUGUGAAAUAAUCAGAUUUGAUAACCCUGUUGGGCCAUACCUUGUCUCAGCAGGUGGCUUUAGAAUUCUCUGGCUGUUCCUUGGCUUUAUUUAAAUUUUGGUUCUAAAUUAAUAUCAGCAAUUUUGGUGUCGAAAUUUCAAAUCAUAACUUGAUGUUAGUAAUUUUAACAGCAUAUUCUGCAAGUGUAUACUAAUUUGACGUUGAUUUAUAGCAGCUUAAAAUCACUUCCAUCACUGUUCUUAAAAGAGAAACUGGAAAUAAUGGUGCCAAAAUAGAAGAUUAGUAUAUUUCCCUGCCCUGCAUGGAAAGAUGGCUGUGCAGAAUCCUGACAAGGAAGAAAAAGCCAGCUUUCCAUGUGUGAUGUGAAGGUUAUGAGAAUUAACAAAUGAAACUUGAGUAGCUUUUUAUCUUCCAAACCUUUUAAGAGAACCAAGAGAGGAUAGGAAAUUGUUUCUUCUAAUGAAGAAAUGACACAGCACAUGAAUGUAUUUACUUUAAGAGAAAGCUGUAUGUUGAGUGCUGGUAAGGAAAUAGAUCAAAUGGAGAUGAAGUGUCUUUUUAGUUUGCCUUUGGUUGCAUGGUUGAAGGGCACUCAGAGGGAUAUGGAAACUGUAGUCCAGAUUUAACUUGAACUCCAAAGAGUCUGCAGUUACAAUAAACAAGUCUCUGAGAAUUCAUGGGGAAGUGUUCUUCAUCAGCUGUGCAGAAGGGCAUUGAUGUAAAAUGUCAGAAUUAGUGCAGAUUGUCCCCAUUAGGGUAAAUCCAAACUUCUGGAAUACCACAGAUUCGUGCUAUGAGCUGCUGGGUGGGGGAAUGGAUUUUUUGUUUGUAUCCUGAGCUUCAUCCAGGCACAAAGAAGCACAGAGGAGGUGCUUUUCCCUGUCAGAAUGACAAGAGCUUCUUCCAUUUGUUCACUGAUCCCCUGCACUGCAGAAGCAAUCUCAGCCUCGUGGUGCACAUCCUACAGACUGUGUAGGUUUAUGUCUAGAUCUUGUCCUGCCCCUUCCUGAUUCCUGUGGCCUCUGCUGUUACCGCCGAGCCUGACAGGGCUCCCCCUGUGGCCACUGGAGGGCAAAUGACUCCUCCUGGAAGUGCCCUUGCUCCAAAGGUUCAACUGUUGCUGCUGCUUGAGUUUCUGGCACUGCUGAGUCACCAUCCUCCGUGCAAACACCAGGUCCAUGUCCAAUGCCCACAGCCAGGCUCCACAGCUGUAGGUGCAGGCAAACAAUAAAACUGAAUCUCUCCUCUU